This is a messenger RNA of Blepharisma stoltei, 339 nucleotides long. The record is from the annotation of a GenBank genome assembly. NCBI's taxonomy places the organism in Eukaryota, Ciliophora, Heterotrichea, Heterotrichida, Blepharismidae.
AUGAUGAUGGAUGCUACUGGAGCUCUUUCAGAUAGAUUUUGUAUCGCUUCAAAUAAAAAUAUUAACGUAGUGCUGUCUCCUGGAUAUCUAAUAGUUUAUGAUAUCCAAUACGACAAUGGAUGCAACGGAGGAGAGGCUGGCCAUGCUUGAAACUGACUUAAACAAUACGGAGCCCCUUUGGCAUCUUGUAUUCCUUUCCAUACAUGAAGCAUAGAUGAUCCAUGCCCUACUAAAUGCAACUCAGGAGAAUCACUUCAAUUUUACAAAGCUGCAAGUGUAAACACCUAUAGUAGUGUUUCAUCUAUCCAAGCAGCGAUUAUGACGAAUGGCCCAGUUUAG